Molecule: messenger RNA, 993 nt
Organism: Lichtheimia ornata
Lineage: Eukaryota; Fungi; Mucoromycota; Mucoromycetes; Mucorales; Lichtheimiaceae
Exons: 3
Coding region: 1-993 (330 amino acids)
Biological process (GO): transcription by RNA polymerase II
Cellular component (GO): SAGA complex
Molecular function (GO): transcription coregulator activity; protein heterodimerization activity
Source: RefSeq, a predicted model, not a curated record
AUGGAGACCAAAAAGACCAAAUACCGAUUCCAGUCAGAGAUCCAACAAAUGAUGUUCGUCUUUGGCGAGGUUGCUGAUCCCUUACAAGACACGACGCUCUUGGUUGAAGAUAUUGUACGAUCACAAGUUAUUGAAUUGGUGAUUCAAGCAGCAGCACAAGCAUCACGACGCAAUUCCAGGUACUUGAGUGCAGAGGACCUUAUCUUCCUUAUUCGACACGACCGCGCCAAAGUGAAUCGACUACGAUCUUUUUUGAGUUGGAAGGAUGUACGAAAGAACGCCAAAGGAGCAUCAGGGGAUGAUCAAGUGGAGGAUGUUGUGGAGGAAACGAAUACGGGCAAAUUACAUCGAAGCAUCAUCAAACUACCUUGGGAGCUUGUCAACCAAUUUACAGACGUGAUUAUCAAGCCAUCCAAUCCAGAUGAUGAAGAAGAAGAUGAAGAUGAAUUGGAAGCUUUCAAUGACACCAUUCAACGGCUUCGAGAUGCGGAUCGUGUUACACGAGUCAUGACACGCGAGGAAUACGUGCAUUAUUCGGAAUGUCGACAGGCCUCUUUCACCUAUCGCAAAGGCAAACGUUUUCGAGAAUGGGCCAAUAUGAAUGCAUUUGUGGAUGUGCGUCCCAAUGAUGAUAUCGUGGACAGUCUCGGGUUUCUCACGUAUGAAAUGGUAUCCAAGUUGACAACAACAGCAUUGCAAAUCAAGCGUGAUUUAAUCACCAGGAAACGGAAACGGGGCACAGAUGAUGACGAUGACGACGAACACCACCGACCCCAAGAAAAUACACCCUCUGUUGUGAGUGGCGCACCUGCUUCAGCCGAUAAACAAGGAGGACAGCAGCAACCCGAUGGACUCUUUUCUCUUCCAAGUACAGAGCAAACACCUUUGGAACCAGAGCAUAUUUAUGAAGCUUUUCGUCGAUUACAACAAGCACCUCAACCUACAAAGAACUUUAGAGGCGGUCUCGUACGCACCAAAGUUUGUCUCAUUUAA